AUGGCUGAUGAGUUGUAUGCUGAUGAUGUGAGAUGUGUGCUAUUAUUGCUGAAUGUUGUGGGAGGGAGGUGUGGCGGAUGGUGUAACACGCACGUGAAACUCCUCGCCUUCGAUCUCCUCUCUCUCACCCAAUCUCCCUCCUUCUCCCGCAGAGGAAUCCCUCUCUCACGCGUCGAAACCCUCGGCUCCGUUACCCUCCGCGACCUCAAGCCCGGCCUCUUUCUCUGCUUCGCUAUCGACGACGGCACCGGCUGCGUCCCCUGCCUGCUCUGGCUCAACAACCGCCACUCCCCCUCCGUCACCCGCCGCCACCGCCACGACCUCGCCGAGCACUUCGCCGCCCUCCUCACGCUCGGCUUCGUGGGUCGAGUCAGAGGCAGGCUCGGCUGCUACAAGGGCGCCGUGCAGGUCACCGUCUCCGACGUCAUGCUCGAGAGAGACCCCAACGCCGAGAUCCUGCACCGCGUCAAUUGCAUCUUCUUGGCUCGCAACUGUUACAAUCUUUUGCCUUCGCUGUCUUCUUCUUCUGCGCCGCCACCACCACCACCACAGAUGGCGAGGUCGUAG
Messenger RNA from Cajanus cajan (pigeon pea), 567 nucleotides. The record is from RefSeq and is a predicted model, not a curated record. NCBI's taxonomy places the organism in Eukaryota, Viridiplantae, Streptophyta, Magnoliopsida, Fabales, Fabaceae.